Molecule: messenger RNA, 1285 nt
Organism: Ziziphus jujuba (common jujube)
Lineage: Eukaryota; Viridiplantae; Streptophyta; Magnoliopsida; Rosales; Rhamnaceae
Product: scopoletin 8-hydroxylase
Exons: 3
Coding region: 66-1178 (370 amino acids)
Source: RefSeq, a predicted model, not a curated record
CCAUUAAUAUCCUUAACCACUAAGCUCGAGUACCCCAAAAGAAAAUUUCUAGCCGUAUACACAAAAUGAUUUCAAAUCUCAGCAACGACGCAAACUCACUCUUCAAUUUUGUUGUACGAGAAGGCAAUGGUGUUAAAGGUUUGGUUGAUUCAGGCCUCUCUAAAGUUCCUAAACAAUACAUACAACCACCAGAAGAGCGUAUAGAGAAGGAAAGUGGAAGCCCUCCUCCUGAUCAGCUAAUUCCACCUAUUGAUUUGUCAAAGUUAGAUGGACCUGAUCAUGAUCAAGUGGUGGACGACAUCAUCCAAGCUGCUGAAACUCUAGGGUUCUUCCAAGUUGUCAACCAUGGCGUUCCUUUGGGGUUGUUGGAGUCUCUUAAAGAGUCCGCUUACAGUUUCUUCGGACAAGAACCCGAAAAGAAGGCAGUUUAUCGGAAAGGUUCGAGUCCUAGCCCGAACGUCAAGUAUGGGACUAGCUUUGUGCCUGAAAAAGAGAAGGCUUUGGAGUGGAAGGACUAUAUCAGCAUGGUCUACACCAGUGAUGAUGAUGCUCUUUGUUCUUGGCCUAAUGAAUGCAAAAAAGAGGCACUUGAAUACCUAAAGACAUCACUAGAUAUGGUAAGAAAAAUACUGCAAAUUUUGAUUGCUAACCUUGGAGUGUCCAUAGAAGACUCAAAAACAAAGAUAGACUCACUCACAGGAAUGAAGAUGGUGAACAUGAAUUUUUAUCCAACAUGCCCUAAUCCAGAGCUCACUGUUGGUGUUGGAAGACAUUCAGACAUGGGCACUUUGACAGUGUUGCUACAAGAUGAAAUUGGUGGUUUAUAUGUCAAACUUGAGGAAGACAAAAAUGGUAGAAACAAAGGAGAAUGGAUAGAGGUCCCUCCAAUCCACGGUGCUUUGGUCAUUAACACCGGUGAUACAUUACAGAUAUUGAGUAAUGGGAGGUACAAAAGUGCUGAACACAGGGUACGUACCACAAGUACCAAAUCCAGAGUUUCAAUCCCAAUAUUUACAGUUCCAAAACCAGAUGAGAAGAUUGGACCACUGCCUCAAGUUGUGCAGAGAGAUGGUUUGGCUCGGUACAGAGAGUUUGUUUUUGUGGAUUAUAUGAACAAUUUCUUUGGGAAUGCACAUGAAGGAAAAAAGUCUCUCGAUUUUGCUAAUCCAUCUAAUUAGCAAAUUAAUUACUCUCUUAGUUAAUUUUAUCCUCUAUAAUUUGUUAUUUUCUGGCUUCUCAGAGAAAUAAACGAAAAGCUCUAUAUCUUGGAGCAGUCUUAUAAUAA